AGAUAAGAAGUUAUGUCUGCGGUAUUAGUUUCCUUGGGUUUGUUUGGAGUACUCUGUGCCAUUUUUCGCCUCCUUCAUUUAUCCAUCUACGCAGGAGAACCGAAACUUGUCUAUAAGGAGGGGUCACAGUUUAUUAAAUCCAUUCUGGACCUUUGCCUGAUCUUUAAAGAAGUAUAUCUACCUCCUCUGAUAUGGGGUAAGAGUGGACAUCUACAGACCUUUAUCUACGCCAAACUGGGAAGAGUUCAGUCCCCCUAUCCUAAGGGUGAGCGAUGCAGUGUUCUGAUGCCAGAUGGCGCCACUAUGACAUACGAUGUGUUUGAACCGCACAAGGCUCAUUCAAGCAAUGGUGACUACACUAUGGUACUAUGUCCAGGAAUCGCUAACAGCAGUGAGACCUCCUACAUUUGUACGUUUGUCCAUUACGCUCAGGAGAGGGGAUAUAGGGUGGCAGUCCUAAACCACCUAGGCGCACUUUCCAGUACACCUCUAACUAGCUCAAGGAUGUUUACAUAUGGUGGUACAGAGGAGUAUGGUGCGAUGGUAGAAGAGGUGAUGAGGACCUACCCUGACACCAAGUUGUUGGGAGUUGGUUUCAGUAUGGGGGGAAAUGUGGUAGUGAAAUAUGUAGGAGAAGACAACUCCAGACAGGAAGACUUUCUGUGUGUUAUGUCCCUUUGUCAAGGUUAUGAUGCUGAGCAAGCGAUAGAAUUGGCCAAGGAUUGGGUUCAUUUAAGAAGAAUGUAUGGAUACGUGAUGACAUCAAACCAGAAGAAGAUGUUACGGCGACAUUACGACAUGUUACUGGGUAAAGAUGUCCAGGAGAAAUAUGACAUAGAUCCAGAGCAAGUGUUAGCUUCUACCUCACUAUAUGAACUGGACGAGGCGUAUAGUCGGAGGAGGGCGGGGUUUAAGAGUGUAGAGGAAUAUCACCGGACACACAGCUGUAGAGGAUACAUGGAUCAGAUAACACUACCAAUGUUUCUUCUGAAUGCAGAAGAUGACCCACUUGUUCCCCCACCUCUGGUAGACAUAGGAAAGGAAUACGCAAAAUCUCAUCCCUACAGUUUACUUGUGGAAACAAGGCACGGUGGCCAUCUUGGAUUUUUUGAGAGCGGUAUUUUGACCCCAGACCCCAUAACCUGGUUAGAUCGGUCAGCCUUACAAUAUGCUGAGGCUAUAGUAACUCUGUAUUCUACAAAUAAGCUACCACACAUCAAAUCCAAGUUAGCAUAAUCACAACUAAUACAUGUAUGUUAGAUAUUUUGUAAUUGUAGCUGUCUG
Saccostrea echinata is the source of this 1284-nucleotide messenger RNA. Its product is annotated as monoacylglycerol lipase ABHD2-like. NCBI's taxonomy places the organism in Eukaryota, Metazoa, Mollusca, Bivalvia, Ostreida, Ostreidae. The coding region runs from base 13 to 1236 and encodes 407 amino acids. Gene Ontology annotation, biological process: steroid hormone receptor signaling pathway; sperm capacitation; acylglycerol catabolic process. Gene Ontology annotation, molecular function: monoacylglycerol lipase activity; acetylesterase activity. Gene Ontology annotation, cellular component: sperm flagellum; sperm plasma membrane. The record is from RefSeq and is a predicted model, not a curated record. The transcript has 8 exons.